This is a messenger RNA of Juglans regia (Persian walnut), 2560 nucleotides long. RefSeq names its product granule-bound starch synthase 1, chloroplastic/amyloplastic-like. Bases 387 to 2231 code for a protein of 614 amino acids. Lineage: Eukaryota; Viridiplantae; Streptophyta; Magnoliopsida; Fagales; Juglandaceae. The transcript has 14 exons. The record is from RefSeq and is a predicted model, not a curated record. Gene Ontology annotation, molecular function: alpha-1,4-glucan glucosyltransferase (UDP-glucose donor) activity.
AUACGAUAUACUCCUUUCAUUCCAUACAGUAAAACUUGCAUUAAUAUCUUCAGUAGCAAAUUAAUUUUCAGUACCAGGACAAAGCAAAUGAGUUCUCUGGACUCUAGUCCAAAGAAUACAUAAUGUUUGGGGCAUAUUCUAUGUAUUCUUCAACAGCUGGCCCAUGGCUCUCACUUCUUGUGUGACUUUUAAGCCGUGAACAGAUCCUGUGGUGGGGCUGAGACGCAAGACGCCUCAGCCAUUGUGCUGUGGCCAGGUGGAAGGCAUGAUACUGGCUUGAAGAACGGCUACAAAUGGCAGCUCUCUUGGGUAUCUUCAUGAUUCAUUCUCAGUACCCGUUCAUUGAAGCGACUGAACUCCAAUAAGUCACCAACAAAAUAUCAACAAUGGCAGCUGUGGCCGCCUCAAACAUUGCAUCAGUGAGUUCACUUGUAAAAUGUGGAGUUACUUCUGGAUCAGAGUCGAAAGCACCUCUGAUGAAAUUUGGUUUGAUGAAGAAUACCGUGACUCACAAUGGGUUAAGAUCAUUGAACAAAGUGGAUGAGCUGCGAACCAGAACCAUGGCAAAAGUAACCAUCAGGAAAGCAAGGAGUAAAACAUUCAAGACUGGGAAUGCGAGGACUUCAGAAAUCGUUUGUAGUAGUGGGAUGAAUUUGAUCUUUGUUGGAACAGAAGUUGGUCCCUGGAGCAAAACUGGUGGACUUGGAGAUGUUCUUGGAGGUCUGCCACCAGCAAUGGCGGCCAAUGGGCAUCGUGUCAUGUCUGUGUCUCCACGUUAUGAUCAGUACAAAGAUGCAUGGGAUACAAAGGUGACAGUUGAGCUUCAAGUAGGAGAUCAGAAAGAAACGGUUCGCUUCUUCCAUUGCUACAAAAGAGGAGUUGAUCGCAUUUUCGUGGAUCACCCAGCGUUUCUUGAAAAGGUAUGGGGCAAAACCCGAUCCAAAAUUUAUGGGCCUAUUGCUGGAGAGGAUUACCAGGACAACCAACUUCGAUUCAGCUUAUUAUGCCAGGCAGCUCUAGAAGCACCGAGGGUUCUUAGUCUUAACAGCAGCAAAUAUUUCUCCGGACCAUAUGGCGAAGAUGUUGUGUUUAUUGCCAAUGACUGGCACACUUCCCUGCUCCCUUGCUACCUGAAAACUAUAUACAAACCCAAAGGCAUAUAUAAGAGUGCCAGAGUUGCCUUUUGCAUUCACAACAUUGCCUACCAAGGGAGAUUUGCCUUCAAUGAUUUCUCACUUCUCAAUCUCCCAGAUGAAUUGAAAAGCUCAUUUGAUUUUAUUGAUGGAUAUGAAAAACCCACAAAGGGAAGGAAAAUUAACUGGAUGAAAGCUGGAAUCUUAGAAUCAGACAGGGUUUUAACUGUUAGCCCAUACUAUGCCAAAGAACUUGUUUCUGGUGUAGAUAAAGGAGUGGAAUUGGAUAACAUCCUUCGCAAAACUGGCAUAACAGGAAUUGUGAAUGGCAUGGAUGUCCAGGAAUGGAAUCCAUCAACUGACAAAUAUAUUGGAGUCAAAUACGAUGCUUCAACUGUGUUGAAUGCAAAGCCACUGUUGAAGGAAGCCCUCCAAGCAGAAGUUGGAUUGCCAGUGGAUAGAAACAUCCCUGUCAUAGGCUUCAUUGGUAGACUUGAAGAGCAGAAAGGUUCAGAUAUUCUUGUGGCAGCCAUUCCCCAGUUCAUCAAAGAAAAUGUUCAAAUUAUAGUCCUUGGGACAGGCAAAAAAUCGAUGGAGAAGCAGCUUGAACAGCUAGAGAUACUAUACCCAGAAAAGGCCCGAGGAGUGGCAAAAUUCAAUGUUCCCCUGGCCCAUAUGAUAAUAGCCGGUGCUGAUUUUAUGAUGAUUCCUAGCAGAUUUGAGCCAUGUGGUCUCAUUCAAUUGCACGCCAUGCGUUACGGAACCUUAUCUAUUGUCGCAUCAACUGGUGGAUUGGUUGAUACUGUUAAAGAAGGUUUCACAGGAUUUCAGAUGGGAAGCUUCAAUGUGGAAUGUGAGGCAGUGGAUCCUGCUGAUGUGACUGCAGUGGCUACAACUGUGAAAAGAGCCCUCGCAAUCUAUGGAACUCCAGUUUUCACAGAGAUGAUAAAGAGUUGCAUGGCUCAAGAACUCUCUUGGAAGGGACCUGCAAAGAAGUGGGAGGAGGUGCUGCUGAGUUUGGGGGUGGCUGGAAGUGAACCUGGAGUCGAAGGGGAGGAAAUAGCUCCACUUGCCAAGGAAAACGUUGCAUCUCCUUGAGAGCAAUCGAAGUUCCCAACAUUGUCUCUGCUAGUAAAACCCCACUACACAGCAGGGGAAGCAUUCCAAAAGCUCACACAAGAUCUUUCUAUCGAUUUUCUAACGAAGAUGUCUUAUUUAUUGUUUAUUCUCACCAAAAGUUGUUUUGGUGAGUACAAGUAAUGGUAGGAGGAAACGUUAACACAUCUUAUGCAUAAUCUCAUGGAUUUCAUAGCAAAAGCCCAAAACAAAUCCUUGUAAACUGGAGAGUGUACAUUUUCCACUCUACUAUCUGUCCAUCGCGAGUAAACCAAUCUUGUUAUAAUCAGACAUCCUAUUAAUAUCCUUAA